This is a messenger RNA of Penicillium bovifimosum, 1680 nucleotides long. Its product is annotated as putative MFS allantoate transporter. Gene Ontology annotation, molecular function: transmembrane transporter activity. NCBI's taxonomy places the organism in Eukaryota, Fungi, Ascomycota, Eurotiomycetes, Eurotiales, Aspergillaceae. Bases 1 to 1680 code for a protein of 559 amino acids. The record is from RefSeq and is a predicted model, not a curated record. Gene Ontology annotation, cellular component: membrane. The transcript has 7 exons. Gene Ontology annotation, biological process: transmembrane transport.
AUGGUGGACAAGGGCCCCCCAGAGUCCAGACAUGACUCCAAGGCCCAGAUUGCGGAGGCUCCGACAGUCCUCCACGCAGAAACCGCUCAAGAACAGACCACGUUCAAGAAAGCCAAACAUGUCGAUGGUGACACGGCAAUGGCGCUGUUCGACGAUCCGGACGAGCUCCAUGAAGAGGUCGAUCCCGCGGAAGCGAGGAAACUGUUGUGGAAGAUCGAUUUUAUGAUUCUGCCUUACUUGGCUGUUUGCUAUGCAUUCUUCUAUAUUGACAAGGUGAGUCUCCUCUCCUCAAUUGGAUAUACUAUGUUUCCCUCUUGUCUAUUUGAUACUGACAAUCCCUUCUCGGAAAAGACAACGCUAAGCUAUGCUGCCAUCUUCGGUAUUCGCGAUGAUCUCAAUCUACAUGGAACCCAGUACAGCUGGCUGAGCAGUAUCUUCUACUUUGGUUUCCUGGCAUGGGCAUUCCCGACCAAUUUUCUGAUGCAGCGUCUACCCAUCGGCAAAUACCUAGGAGUAAACAUCUUCCUCUGGGGCUUCUUCCUAAUGCUUCAAGCAGCCUGUAACAGCUUCGAGACCCUCGCUGUCCUCCGAGCCCUGGGUGGUGCCGCCGAAGCAUGCUCAGACCCGGCCUUCAUGCUCAUCACGAGCAUGUGGUAUACACGUCGUGAACAGCCCGUUCGCAUUGGACUGUGGUAUACAGCGAACGGUAUCGGCAUUGCACUAGGUGGACUAUUGGGUUAUGGGAUUGGUCAUUUGAAAGGUGCAUUGCCAUCCUGGAAAUACGAGUUCCUGGUGAUCGGCGCCCUUUGCUCCACCUGGGGAAUCGUCAUGUUCAUCUUCCUCCCCGAUUCACCGGUUACAGCGCGCGGCCUCAGCAAGAGACAGCGUCGCAUGGCCGUUGAGCGACUACGUGAGAAUCAGACCGGUGUUGAGAAUAAGCAUCUGAAGCCGUAUCAGAUCCUGGAAGCACUCAUGGACUACAAGCUCUAUAUGUUCUUCAUCCUCGGCAUAGUUGCUAAUGUGCCCAACGGAGGAAUCUCAAACUUCGGAACAAUCAUCAUCCAAGGAUUCGGCUUCUCGACAUUGGUCACAACUCUCAUGCAGAUCCCCUACGGCGCCCUCAUCGCCUUAUCAAUCCUAGCAUGCGUAUUCCUAAACGACCGCUUCGAGAACCGUCGCUGCGUCUUCAUCCUCAUCUUCCUCAUCCCCAACCUUGCCGGCUCAUUCGGCCUCCGCUUCGUCCCUGUGCAACAUAGCGUAGGCCGUCUGAUCUGCUAUUACCUCACUGGCCCGUACAAUGCUGCUUUUGUGCUCAUUUUGAGUAUGCAAAUUGCCAACACUGCCGGUCAUACGAAGAAAGUCGUCACAAAUGCCGUCUUGUUUCUGGGAUACUGUACCGGCAAUAUCGCCGGUCCUUUCUUCUAUAAGAGUGAUCAAUCACCGACUUACUCGCUUGGAAUCUGGUCUAUGAUCGUUUCGCAUCUGAUCGAAGCUGUGCUUAUCAUUACGCUUGGUCUGCUGCUACGGUGGGAGAAUAAGAAGCGCGAUGCAAUUCAGUCACAGAUGGAGGGUGGUCUUGAGGGGAGGGAUUUGGAUUCGACUGCGUUUUUGGAUUUGACUGAUAGGGAGAAUUUGAAGUAUGCUCCACUUCCCUUUGGCACUUACGAUGGCAAUGACUAA